Molecule: messenger RNA, 684 nt
Organism: Lentinula edodes (shiitake mushroom)
Lineage: Eukaryota; Fungi; Basidiomycota; Agaricomycetes; Agaricales; Omphalotaceae
Product: scaffold protein Nfu/NifU N terminal-domain-containing protein
Exons: 3
Coding region: 1-684 (227 amino acids)
Biological process (GO): iron-sulfur cluster assembly
Cellular component (GO): mitochondrion
Molecular function (GO): iron ion binding; iron-sulfur cluster binding
Source: RefSeq, a predicted model, not a curated record
AUGUUUAUCCAAACGGAAUCUACGCCGAACGACGAUUCCCUCAAAUUCGUACCUGGAGUGUCUGUAAUGGGCGAAGGAACUGCAGAAUUUCUGGAUACCCGUUCGGCGCUAAGCUCGCCAUUGGCUAUUCGUCUAAUGGGCGUAGAAGGUGUUAAAGCAAUAUUUUACGGACCCGAUUUCGUCACCGUCUCCAAAGACUCUGAACAUCCAUGGGCUGUAAUUAAGCCUGAAAUAUACUCCACCCUCAUGGAACAUUUCUCAUCAGGUCAAGCGUUGUUUCGAAGUCAAGAAGAACGAGACAAUGCUGGCCCACAGGAUACACGAAUCUAUGAUACAGAUUCGGAGACAGUUGCAAUGAUCAAAGAAUUGCUUGAGACAAGGGUGCGACCAGCUAUUAUGGAAGAUGGAGGAGAUAUCGAAUAUCGUGGAUUCGAUGAAGCUGGUUCGGGGAUGGUGAAGGUCAAACUGAAGGGAAGUUGUCGAGGGUGUGAUUCAAGUACGGUAACACUCAAGAGCGGUAUUGAGAGGAUGUUGAUGCAUUACAUACCGGAAGUUAAAGGUGUCGAACAGGUGUUGGAUGAGGAAGAACAAAUUGCGCUCAACGAGUUUAAUAAGCUUGAAAAAAAGCUAAAUAAGGAGAAUCGGCAAGAAUCAUCUCCCAUGGCCCAGUACAUGUCAGCAUAG